AUGGUUUUGGGUUGGUUUGAAGAUUAUAAAGCGGCUCAUAUGACCCCCCGUUUGGGUUUGGUUAGUAGGUCGGUUUCUAAGUGGAAGAAACCCCCAGUAGGCUUUGUGAAAUUGAAUGUUGACGCUAGCUAUGAUCACACGUCGUGUCGGGCAGGCUUAGGUGGGGUGUUCCGCCACCAUAACAGGGCGUUUCUCCAUGGAUUUCGGCACAUUAUUAUAACUGCUAACUCGGCUCGACAUGCGGAACUUCUAGCUUUGGUGUUGGGAGUGCAGCUCGCUAUUGAUCAUUCUCUUACACCUUUAAUAGUGGAGACUGACUGCUUGGAUCUGGUGUCUGCACUUUCCUCUUCCUCGCUGGACUUUUCGGACUUGGGAUUUCUGUUGGCCGACCUGCGGAUCUUGUUGCACGAAGCACAGGGAGCUCGGGUCGUUUAG
This is a messenger RNA of Rosa chinensis, 435 nucleotides long. RefSeq lists its product as uncharacterized. The record is from RefSeq and is a predicted model, not a curated record. Gene Ontology annotation, molecular function: RNA-DNA hybrid ribonuclease activity; nucleic acid binding. The transcript has a single exon. NCBI's taxonomy places the organism in Eukaryota, Viridiplantae, Streptophyta, Magnoliopsida, Rosales, Rosaceae. Bases 1 to 435 code for a protein of 144 amino acids.